AUGGCGAGCUACGAAACUGAACAUGCUACGGACGCCCCCCGACAAGAGCAAACCCAGCCUCGCAGACCAGAUAUGUCCUCAUUCCUAAGCCAUCUUUCUGAGAUCAGCCAGCCGGACAGCCGUCACAGGCCCGAUGCGGUUCCUGUGCCAGCAGAUGUUUCUGCGCUUUAUCGCUCCCUCGCAGAAGCCUUCCAAGUAAUGCAAAGAGACAAUGAUAAUGCCGACUCGGACCUGCUCAGCAACCUCAUAGACUCAUUGAUGGGCUCGGCAGAACAUCCUCCUAGAGAGGUGAAAGGCGUGGACGAAGAGUACAUUGCGGCUUUAGAGCGUGUCAAUAUCAAGAAAGUCAAGAAGGACGCAGACUGUCCUAUCUGUGGAAAUCCUUUCACUGAAGAUCCGCAUCCACUACUAGUGAGGCUACCGUGCCAUCCCACUCAUAUCUUUGACCUCGAAUGCGUCAGACCUUGGCUUUUGCUUAACGGGACAUGUCCCUUGGAUAGAGCAGACCUAGCGCAGCGGGAAAGGGAUCGGAAGCAGAAACUGCUGGAUGAUAUCAAGAAAAAUGCUGCUCCCGAGGAUGAUGAAGAAGAAUGGGAUGGGCUGUAUGGGUGA
Molecule: messenger RNA, 612 nt
Organism: Exophiala spinifera
Lineage: Eukaryota; Fungi; Ascomycota; Eurotiomycetes; Chaetothyriales; Herpotrichiellaceae
Exons: 2
Coding region: 1-612 (203 amino acids)
Source: RefSeq, a predicted model, not a curated record